UUUGUUUUGGUUGACGUUUCUACAAAAGCAAUAAUUGCUUCAAAUCAAACAAUUUUUAGAAUUUUUUCUGUUUAGUUUCCCUCUUUUCUUUUCAUGUCUAGAAAUUGCAAUGGUUACAUACGAGAUUCGCUGGAUUUUUAUAAAAAAAAGAAGGAUGCGGGCGGCAGUUCGUCUGAAAUUGAGGAGAUUUUGCGCCAUUUCCAGAAAGAAGCUGUAGUGUUAUGUGAACGAUACGAUAUAAAACCCUAUCUACUAAAAAUGAAAAUGGAUGUGCCGCCAGAUUUGAGAGAACCAACUUUCGUGGCAAUGCAUGAAAUUGGCAAAUACCAAAAGAAAUGCUCGGUAAGAUUAAGGCGGGAAAACUUAGAACAACUGAAAGAGGAGUUUAUGAACAAUUUAAAGAGAAAUAUCGUCUAUACCACGGAUUUUACCUGUAACAUAUGCCAGAAGGUGUAUUUGAGCGAGGAGAAGCUGUUGAACCACCUGGAGAAUAAACAUGUAAUGUGUUAUAAACCUGAGAACAAGGUCCGCAAAAAGGUGUCGUUUUCCGAUGAGAUUAUCGUGCACGAAGUCAAAGAGUACCACAGGUGUCGAAAAUGCCCGAAGAUAUACGAAGAUUACGCCUCCUUGAAGGUCCACAUGAAAGAGGUCCACAAAAAACGUAGGUGUUACAUAUGUAUUUACUGCUCAAAGGAUUUUAUUGACAGAAUGUUUUUCAAAGUCCACGUAAAACUUCACUGCGAUGCGUGCGGGUUGCUGUUGCCAACUAGGAAACGCUAUUUGGAACAUCGGCGUACUGUAUGCAAAAUAGUAAAAAAAUAUGUGUGCAAAACCUGUCAUAUUUCCCUAUUCUACUUCAUGGAUUUGAAAGACCAUAGUUACGAACAUCUGGGACAAUUUUACAUCUGCGAUAUAUGUAAAGACCGGUUUGAUGAUAAGUGUGCGUUGUCCCACCAUAUAAAGUUCUUGCAUUCUAAAAGACGGCCGAAAACAUUGUAUACAACUCAUACUAUGGGUACGGACACAGUUUAUGUCUGCAAAUUUUGUGAACUAAGCUCUGCAAGACGUGAUUUGAUAGAAAAGCAUGUAUCUACGUUCCCUGAAUAUGAAAAGUGUGCUAUGACGGGCUAUAAUGACUUCUACUUUUGCAAUCAAUGUUUCGAAAAGUUCAGCACAGAGACAGAUAUGUUACAACAUAAGUGGUCGCAUUUUUUAAAAAGCGCUCAACAAAACGUAGAGGAAUUACCCAAGCCUGUUAACUUACUCAAUAAAAUGGACGUAAUAACCGAUAACAUAAUUAAUAACACUCAAAAUAAUGCAGAAGAUAAUCCAGAGGUCUUAAUUGACAGUACAACACAAAACACCCAAACAACGGAUUCACAAAAAUCUUUCAAACUAGUUUAUAACGUAAAAACUGAAAAACUGCCACCGUUACUUCAACCCAGAAUCGUUUUGGAAAAACUGCCCUUGCCACAAGACAUGUUACUGAAAAAUCUUUCGGCACAAAAGACAAAUAGUACCCCCGUUGAUUUUAUUGACCUAACAGAUUCAGAUCCUAAAACCCUAAAAAACCCCUUGGUAGCAAGACGUAGGACUUUAUUAUCAGAACAUCAAUGCAAGCUUUGCCUCCGGUAUUUCGCGUCCAAGUACACCCUGAAGCGGCACUUGUAUGCAAAGCACGGGGUUACAAUAGACGGUAAUAGUUAUCCACUCAAACUCAGUGCAAAAGGUAACCUCCAUUGCUAUGCUUGUGAAGAGGAUUUCGCGCUACCCUCAUUACUGAAAAACCAUAAUUGCAUACGGAUCAAUUUGCCUGAACCACCUUUCCAAGAUGCAAGACCUGACAUACAGAUAGACACAACCGCAUUCAACCAGCACAACGGCUUUGACGAUAUUGAGCACAAUUACGAUUAUAUGAAUUCCAUCGAUUUUGAAAUCCCAGCUCCCAUCGUCGAGUUAACAGAGUAUGAGAAUGUUAAUUUAGUCAUUAAUGACAACACCACAGUCAAUAAUGGUAACCAGAUUAAUGGACCGUUAAAUAAUUUGUCUGUUAAUAGCAGGCAAUUAAAUAGUGUGGCUCCGAUUAGUGGGCCGUUAAACAAUUUGCCAGUUAAUAAUAACAGACUGUUUAAUGGACCAUUAAAUAAUUUUACAGUUAAUGAUAGGCAGCUGAAUACGGUGGUUCAUAAUGACAGACUGUUUAACGGACCGAAUAAUUUGAUGGUUAACAAUCACAGACAGUUAAAUAAUAUGACAGUUAACAAUGACAGACAGUUUGGUAAUGUGAGAGCUAAUAGUCAUAGACAGUUUACCGGGCAUCCACAUAAUGUGCCAGUUAAUAAUGACAGACGGUUUAGCGGUCAAUUACACCAUGUGCCACUUAAUGACAGACAGUUAAGUAAUGUAACAGUUAAUAAUCACAGACCAUUAGCUACAAUGACAGUUAACAAUGACAGACUGUUAACUAAUGUGACUGUUAAUAAUGACGGUCAGAUUAACGGGCCGUUAAAUAAUGCACAGUUAAGUGGUAAGCGAUUACGUUAUAUAUACGUGCAGGAGGUACCUAUUGAGUUUUAACGACACUUAGUUUCUAAGCACUGUUUAAAUAUUAAGGUGAUGUGCUGCUGAGUUAAA
This is a messenger RNA of Maniola jurtina (meadow brown), 2634 nucleotides long. Its product is annotated as zinc finger protein Xfin-like. The record is from RefSeq and is a predicted model, not a curated record. The coding region runs from base 94 to 2577 and encodes 827 amino acids. The transcript has 3 exons. Lineage: Eukaryota; Metazoa; Arthropoda; Insecta; Lepidoptera; Nymphalidae.